Messenger RNA from Saccharomyces kudriavzevii IFO 1802, 3069 nucleotides. It is a transcript of the gene STE23, whose product is annotated as metalloendopeptidase. Lineage: Eukaryota; Fungi; Ascomycota; Saccharomycetes; Saccharomycetales; Saccharomycetaceae. The coding region runs from base 1 to 3069 and encodes 1022 amino acids. Gene Ontology annotation, molecular function: metal ion binding; metalloendopeptidase activity. The record is from RefSeq and is a predicted model, not a curated record. Gene Ontology annotation, biological process: peptide catabolic process. The transcript has a single exon. Gene Ontology annotation, cellular component: cytosol; mitochondrion.
AUGGGCCUAGCUCUUUUAGCCUCUUCUUCAGUAUUUCUAACUAGACCGCUCCUCAGUCAAUUGGUUCGCUUCUCCCCAAUAGGUUUCAAUUACAUAGUAGGACGCUUCAAGCCAUUCACGUGUAUAUCUCACUAUAAUACCACAACCUCUCCUAAAAUGACUUCUAAUUUCAAGACAUUCGACCUGGACUUCUUAAAACCAGAUUUAGAUGAAAGAUCGUAUCGGUUUAUUGAGUUGCCUAACAAAUUGAAGGCCCUGUUAAUCCAAGACCCAAAGGCUGAUAAAGCCGCUGCUUCGUUGGACGUUAAUAUUGGCGCCUUUGAAGACCCGGAAAGUUUGCCUGGUCUGGCCCAUUUCUGCGAGCAUCUUUUGUUUAUGGGCUCUGAGAAAUUUCCUGAUGAAAACGAAUAUUCAAGCUACUUGAGUAAGCAUGGGGGUUCAUCGAAUGCCUACACUGCGUCGCAAAAUACAAACUAUUUUUUCGAAAUAAAUCAUCAACACUUAUUUGGAGCGCUGGACAGGUUCGCAGGUUUCUUCUCUUGUCCUCUUUUCAAUAAGGAUUCCACUGAUAAAGAAAUCAAUGCUGUUAACAGCGAAAAUAAAAAAAAUUUACAAAAUGAUAUCUGGAGAAUCUACCAAUUAGACAAGUCUUUGACCAAUCCAAACCAUCCAUAUCAUAAAUUUUCCACGGGGAACAUCGAGACUUUGGGCACCUUGCCCAAGGAGAACGGGCAAAACGUUAGAGAUGAGUUGUUACAGUUUCAUAACAACUUUUACUCCGCCAACUUAAUGAAGCUGUGUAUUCUUGGCAGAGAAGAUCUCGACACUUUGUCUGAUUGGACCUAUAAUCUGUUUAAAGAUAUUUCGAAUAAUGACCGUGAGGUACCUCACUACGCAGAGCCUAUUAUGCAAUCUGAAUAUCUGCAAAAAAUAAUUCAGGUCCACCCCGUGAAGGAUUUGAAAAAACUAGAAAUUUCAUUCACUGUUCCUGAUAUGGAUGAGAAGUGGGAGUCCAAGCCACCAAGGAUAUUAAGUCAUUUAAUUGGCCACGAGGGCUCCGGUUCUUUAUUGGCACAUUUAAAGAAUGUGGGUUGGGCGAAUGAGCUAUCUGCCGGUGGGCACACUGUCUCCAAAGGUAAUGCCUUUUUCGCUGUAGACAUCGAUCUGACUGACAACGGGUUAACGCAUUAUCGUGAUGUCAUUGUGUUGGUCUUCCAAUACAUUGAAAUGUUGAAGAAUUCGCUUCCUCAGAAAUGGAUCUUCAGUGAAUUGCAGGAUAUUUGCAAUGCCUCUUUCAAAUUUAAGCAAGCUGGUAGCCCCUCUUCCACAGUUUCCUCCUUAGCGAAAUUCCUGGAAAAAGAGUAUAUUCCUGUUGAUAGAAUUUUGGCCAUGGGCUUACUAACUAAAUAUGAACCAGAUUUGCUCACUCAGUAUACAGAUGCCCUAAUCCCCGAAAAUUCUCGUGUUACAUUGAUUUCGAAAAGUUUAGAAACGAACUCCAGCGAAAAAUGGUAUGGUACUGCGUUCAAGGUGCUGGAUUAUCCAGCAGAUUUAGUGAGAGACAUUAAAUCCCCAGGCUUGAACCCGGCCCUAAAUUUGCCACGUCCAAAUGAAUUUGUUUCAACCAAUUUCAAGGUUGAUAAAAUAGAUGGCGUAAAGCCAUUAGAAGAACCUAUGCUGUUGUUAUCCGAUGGUGUCAGCAGAUUAUGGUAUAAGAAGGACGACCGAUUUUGGCAACCAAGAGGUUAUAUCUAUUUGUCUUUUAAAUUGCCACAUACUCAUGCAAGCAUCAUUAACAGUAUGCUAUCUACGUUAUAUAUCCAGAUGGUCAACGAUGCAUUGAAAGAUCUACAAUAUGAUGCUGAUUGUGCUGGUCUCCGUAUAUCUUUCAAUAAGACUAAUCAAGGCCUUGACAUUACCGCGUCGGGGUAUAAUGAAAAGCUAAUCAUUUUAUUAACAAGGUUCUUGCAAGGUGUUAUUUCUUUUGAACCUAAGAAGAACCGUUUUGAGAUUUUGAAGGACAAGACCAUUCGUCAUUUGAAGAAUUUGUUAUAUGAGGUUCCAUAUUCGCAAAUGUCAAACUACUAUAAUUCUCUAAUAAACGAGCGUUCUUGGUCAACUGCUGAAAAACUACAGGUUUUCGAGAAAUUGUCGUACGAGCAACUAAUUAAUUUCAUACCUACAAUUUAUGAAGGUGCAUUUUUUGAAACCUUGAUUCACGGCAAUAUUAAACGUGAAGAGGCAAUGGAAGUGGAUUCGUUGAUUAAGUCAAUGAUCACAGUUAACAUUAACAAUUUGCAAGUUUCUAACAACCGUUUGAGGUCCUAUCUACUCCCAAAGGGUAAGAGCUUCAGAUAUGAAACUGCUCUGAAAGAUUCUCUGAAUGUCAAUUCAUGCAUCCAACAUGUCACACAAUUGGACGUUUAUUCGGAAGAGCUAUCCGCCCUUAGCGGACUAUUUACACAGUUGAUUCAUGAGCCAUGUUUUGAUACUUUAAGAACGAAGGAGCAAUUGGGCUAUGUUGUGUUCAGCUCCAGUCUAAACAAUCACGGUACCGCAAAUAUCAGGAUCUUGAUCCAAUCAGAACAUACCACGCCGUAUCUAGAAUGGAGGAUAACCAAUUUUUAUGAAACUUUUGGCCAAACCUUGAAAGAUAUGAAGCAGGAAGACUUUGAAAAACACAAAGAAGCAUUAUGCAAUAGUCUAUUACAGAAAUUCAAGAACAUGGGUGAAGAAAGUGCCAGAUAUACGGCAGCAAUAUACUUGGGCGAUUACAAUUUCACGCAUCGUCAAAAGAAGGCUGAGCUAGUUGCUAACGUUACGAAAAAAGAAAUGAUAGACUUCUAUGAAAAUCAUAUAAUUGGUGAGAACGCGUCUAGAUUAAUCCUUCAUUUGAAGUCGCAAGUGGAAAACAAAGAGCUUGAUGAAAGCGACUUGGACCUCGCCAAAUACCCUUGUGGGGAGUUGAUCGAAGAUGUCGGAUCAUUUAAAUCAACUCUGUUUGUUGCUCCCGUUCGUCAACCAAUGAAAAACUUCGAGGUUUCUGUACCUACUGAAGACGGCAAAUAG